AUGAGAAAUGGAAUUAUCUGUCGAUACUUGCGCGAUGUGCCAGUGAUGGACCGCGUGCACGAACACAUAACACUUCCCCCAAUCGUUGCACGGGCUGUGGACACGACCGCGUUCCAGCGGCUGCGAUCACUGAAACAACUCGGUUCCUCGUCUUACCUGUACCCCGCCGCCGUACAUACGCGAUUUGAGCACAGUAUUGGUGUGGCCCAUAUUGCGCAACUCCUCCUGGGACGAGUUCAACGCUGCCAGCCAGACCUUCGAAUUAAUGACAAGGACAGAGAAAAGGUGAUGCUGGCCGGGCUGCUUCACGAUGUUGGCCAUGGACCGUUCUCCCAUCUGUUCGAGGAGGUCAUGUCUCGCAAGUUUGGUUUGCUGUUCGACCACGACAAAAUGUCGCAAACCAUUGGCCGCAACAUACUAAAGGUCCUACUCCCUAAAGAUGAUGUGGAGGAUGUUUUGAGGGUUAUGCGAGGUGAGCCUGCCUCGCAUCUUGUCUACACAGAGAUAGUGACGAACAAACGAAAUGGUAUCGAUGUUGACAAACUGGAUUAUUUCCUUCGUGACUCACUCUGUUGCUUUGGUAAACCAACAGUGGAUGUUCGUUUGAGUCGCCUAUUCAACUCUGCGCGUCUGGUACAAUACGAGGGGCAGUGGCAACUCGCUUUUGAGGAGAAGGUUGCCCUUUCGCUCCGGGAGUUAUUCGUGUUGCGUACCAAGUUGCAUAAAAAUGUGUAUCAGCACCGCGUGGUCAAAGCUAUAGAUCAUAUGAUUUGUGACAUUAUGGGUGCAGCUGCGCCCUACUUCUUAGUGCACGGCCACACUCUUCUCGAGUGUGUUUGUCACGAGGAGUUGUUCCUGAAGUUGGGAGACUGGGUAUUAGAUGCCAUAGAGAGUAGUGCAGAUACAAAUCUAAAACCUGCACAAGACAUAAUAUCCCGUUUACGCUCGAGAGAUAUAUAUCGCUUUAUCCUUUCCCGUGCCUUGAAGUCUGAGGCCGCACCGCCGGAUAACUGGCUCAACGAUGUGGCAGAAGAUAUCGUCGCCGCCGUUUCAAAAAAACAGAGCACAAAGAUUACUAAAGAAGACAUCAUCGUUGACCAGGUGGUUAUUAACCACGGGAAAGGAAACAGCGAUCCCUUGCAAAGCGUUCUGUUUUUCAAUCCUAAACGCCCCUCCCAGUCCUACUUCAAAAUGUCGUCAAGCGCUUCACGGCACAGUACGCUUUUUACACCUUUUGCGUUUGAGGAGCGUACACUAAUGAUAUUUGAGUGCCGAGAUACUGGAGGUGCCGUUCUGAAGGCUGCUGAUGCUGUCGUUAGUCACGAAAAGUACAGUAAGUACUUCGUGGACUCACUUCCCUUCUACAAUACUCCAUAA
Molecule: messenger RNA, 1377 nt
Organism: Trypanosoma brucei brucei TREU927
Lineage: Eukaryota; Euglenozoa; Kinetoplastea; Trypanosomatida; Trypanosomatidae
Exons: 1
Coding region: 1-1377 (458 amino acids)
Biological process (GO): dGTP catabolic process
Cellular component (GO): nucleus
Molecular function (GO): dGTPase activity
Source: RefSeq, a predicted model, not a curated record